UUAUUUUCGUUUGGGUUUUCCGUCUUAAGGCUUCAUUCAUUGAGCUUCUCCUCUCACAAGAUUUUGUUGCUUUCUGCUUAUGGAAGGCCCUUAAACUCUCUCUCUUUCUCUCUCUGCUUCACUCUUCUCUUCUGAACAAAACUCAUCAUCACAAAUAGUAUCCGUUUUUUUUUUUUCUGUGCAUAUACCAAAGCUUGGUUCCUUAGGUGCGUGCUUCCAAUGCUUCUUCUCCCACUGCUAACUGCUUUUUUUUUCCUGUGAUUUUCUGUUUCUUGGCGCUUUCAGUAGAAUGUGCACCUUUUGUUUUUUGAAAAAUUUCGGUUUGGAUUUGGUGAGUGUGUGGAUCUAUUUAGCUGCUGCAGUGCUUUCAGUCUUGCUUUUUUUUUUUGGGAAGAAACUGAGGCUAUGAAGAAAACUGAACCAGAAAUAGGAAGAGAGGAGAGUAUGCUAUUCUGAUAAUUACUUAGUUAACUACUUGCUAGGUUGUUGACGUGUCAUUCUGCUUCUGUAAGGAUUGUUUAUUUUUGUGCUUAGCUCUGCAGUUUGUAAUAACAUAACGCAUGCAUGUUUUUUCUUUUUAAUUUCUCGCUCUGUUGCAUUAUUCUGUAAAAAAUUGUUCAAGUUGCUUCAUAAUGGCGUGAUCAUUAUGAUUGGGGCGUUUUUAAUUUGCACUGAGUAUUUUCUGCUUAAUUUUUAUUGAAGUCUUGGAGGUGAUUUUGUUAUAUGUGAAGUGGAUGGUGGUUUUAACUUUUACGGUUUCUCUGUCUGGCUGUUUAGUUCUGUUGUGUAUUAGGAGUGUGAUGUCAUCGCCGGCGGUGGUAACGGAGGAGGAAGGGCGGUGCAAAGGAGAAUCUGCUUCUUCACAAUCGUUAGAUUGUUUCUCCCAGAAUGGGGGAGGAUUGAAAGAACGGAAUUACUUAGGGUUGUCGGAUUGCUCAUCAGUGGAUAGUUGUGCUUCUACUGUCCCAAACUUGUGUGAUGAGAAAAAGGGAAAUUUGAAUUUAAAGGCUACGGAGCUGAGGCUGGGUCUUCCCGGAUCCCAAUCGCCCGAAAGGGAUUCGGAUCCGGAUCCUUACACUUUAAGCACAGCAAAGCUUGAUGAGAAGCCACUGUUCCCCUUGCUUCCUACUAAAGAUGGAAUAUCCUCGUCGUCGCAGAAAGCUGUUGUUUCGGGCAACAAAAGGGGUUUUGAUGAUACCAUGGACGGGUUUUCUCAGGCGAAGUUUACAGGAAAUACAGGGAUGAACGCAAUGCUUUCGCCUAGAUCAUCUGGAGCUCAGCCUACUGCAAUGAAAGAAAUGCCUAGCAAGGUGUUGCAAGAAAGGCCUUGUGCAGCUAAUGGAACCGGUCAUAACCAUACAGGUGCUUCAAUCAGUGGCUGUGGCCCGGCUUCUAAGGCACAGGUUGUUGGUUGGCCUCCUAUAAGAUCAUUCAGGAAAAAUUCGAUGGCCAGCACUUCCAAGAACAAUGAUGAAGUGGAUGGAAAACCAGGUCUUGCUGCACUCUUUGUGAAGGUCAGCAUGGAUGGUGCCCCCUAUCUUAGGAAGGUAGAUCUAAGAAGUUAUACAACUUAUCAGGAACUAUCUUCUGCCCUUGAAAAGAUGUUCAGCUGUUUUACCCUAGGUCAGUGUGGUUCGGAUGGAGCACCGGGAAGAGAAGUGUUGAGCGAGAGCAAGCUCAGGGACCUUCUGCAUGGUUCAGAGUAUGUCCUCACUUAUGAAGAUAAAGAUGGAGACUGGAUGCUUGUAGGGGAUGUACCAUGGGAGAUGUUCAUUGACACUUGCAAAAGGCUUAAAAUCAUGAAGGGUUCUGAUGCCAUUGGCUUAGCUCCCAGGGCCAUGGAAAAGUCCAAAAGCAGGUGUUAGAGGGUAUCCGUGACCGAUGACUGCCUUUUGUCUAAUCAAGUUUUAAUGCCUGAUCGAAGGAGUGUGAAAAGCGAAGGAUGAUGACUGAAUUCCCCGGCAU
This is a messenger RNA of Abrus precatorius (Indian licorice), 1965 nucleotides long. RefSeq names its product auxin-responsive protein IAA9-like. Gene Ontology annotation, cellular component: nucleus. The record is from RefSeq and is a predicted model, not a curated record. Gene Ontology annotation, molecular function: protein binding. Bases 735 to 1865 code for a protein of 376 amino acids. The transcript has 6 exons. Lineage: Eukaryota; Viridiplantae; Streptophyta; Magnoliopsida; Fabales; Fabaceae. Gene Ontology annotation, biological process: regulation of DNA-templated transcription.